AGCGGCACUCUGCUCGUCAGUGUGGCGGGGAGCGCGUCUCUGUGCGGGCAGUUACAGCGCAGCCUCCGCUCCGCUCCGCUCCGGGCGCGUCACGCCAAACCCGUGGAGUCCGCGUGCUCCCUCCCAGUGUGUCCAAAAAAAAGUGCGCACCCAGCCGGAUAAGGCCGUCUUCUGCAGGACAGAAAACGCACCACGGAACGCCGGUACACUUUGCCGAAGGGAAACAAGCGUGUGUGUGUGUGCGUGUGUGUGUGUGUGUGUGUAUGUGACUGAGAAAACAUCACCCCCAAAAAAAGACAUUAUGAUGUUGAAACAGCACCUGCUCUUCGUGCUCUGCAGCGUCUGCGGGACUGUCGUUAAAGAGGCAGCAACAAAAAGCAAAGCAAAAGGCAGCCAGAGCCAGUUUCCCGUCACCCAGAACGUGACGGUGGUGGAGGGCAGCACAGCCAACAUGACCUGCCGUGUCGAUUACAACGAUAACACCUCCCUCCAGUGGUCAAACCCUGCACAGCAAACCCUUUUCUUUGGGGACAAGAAAGCACUGAGAGACAACCGAAUUGAGCUGGUUCGAGCAUCGUGGAAGGAGCUGACCAUCAGCAUCAGUGAAGUGACUCUUUCAGAUGAGGGGCAAUAUACAUGUUCACUCUUCACCAUGCCCAUCAAAACCUCCAAGGCCUUCCUCACUGUUCUGGGCGUGCCAGAAAAACCAGAAAUCACUGGCUUCACAAGACCUGCUGUGGAAGGGGAGGAUGUCACACUCACAUGCGUAACAUCUGGAAGCAAACCUGCUGCCGACAUCCGAUGGUUCAGAAAUGAUAAAGAGGUGCAAGGUGUGAAGGAGGUGAAUGCCACAGGCAGGUCUUUUACAGUCAGGAGCUCUGUACACCUCCAAGUGGACCGGAAAGAUGAUGGAGCUGCAUACACCUGCAGCGUGGAGCACAUUGCUCUGAACUCCACUCCUCACCAGGUCACAGAGGUGCUGGAGGUCUACUAUGCACCUAAGAUAGAGAUUGUUCCCUCUUUAAACGUGCCACAGGAAGGGCAAUACUUCAAACUGGAGUGUACAUCUAAAGGCAACCCCCUACCUGAUCGAGUGUUAUGGACAAAAGACGGUGGAGUACUUCCUGAUGUCGAGCGAAUGAUCGUGGAAGGCAGAGAACUAAUCAUCACAAACCUCAACAAAACAGAUAAUGGCACAUACCGGUGUGAGGCAAGGAACCAUCUUGGGAUCAACAGUGAUGAAUAUGCACUGUUUGUGUAUGCCAAAAACUUACCCGGUACUUCAGACCCAAAUGCAUUGACUCAGCAUGGUCCUGAUCAUGCACUGAUCGGAGGAGUGGUGGCUGUGGUGGUCUUCAUCACACUCUGCUUCAUCAUCGUCCUGGGCCGCUAUUUGGCCAGGCAUAAAGGGACAUACUUAACCAAUGAGGCCAAAGGAGCGGAGGACGCCCCUGACGCAGACACGGCCAUCAUCAAUGCGGAGGGGAACUACGCACAUGCAGAGGAAAAGAAAGAGUACUUCAUUUAGCACCUCUGUUUCUUCCUUUCUGUUGCGUAACUGUCAUGGCAACGCUGCUAGCCGGCCCGGGAAGGGCGCUAAGUCACUCGGUGUAGCCUGCUGGGGUUCCGGGUCUCCCUCCUCAAACUCCUAAAGGAGCUUACUUACGCCUCUAACAUGGGCUAAUUUGACACCAGAGAGCGUUGCCAUUUUAUAACGCCAGUCUAAUCACCAAAAAAUAUCAAACAAAAAAAUUUGUUGAGUUUGUUACUGUAACACCAGGUCCAUUUAGGCUCAAACUCUCAUAUUCCUCCCUCCAACUCACCAUCCCUUCAUGAAAAAUCAGUUUGUUUGAGUUGCCAAGUGCCAAAAUAUACAGACACGUUCUGUGUUCGUUGUUGUGCUUUUUUAAACUUAUUUUUUCCCAUUUGAAUACUGUUUUCUUUACCCCCCUCACUCUGCCUGUUAUAUACCUUUUGCAGAUAUUACCAGGGAGCGGCAAGAAAUGUGGUUCAUCUCAAGUCGGAAAACCUUGGCUUUGCCAAUAAUUACGCUUUAAGGCAAGAAUAUGUGCGCUGCAUAAUGUGAAUAUUUAUUGUCUCUUCUUUUUUUUUUUUUUUUCCUUUCUAAAUUUUUUACAUUGUGAAAGUGUGUGUGAAAAGUGUACACCAUUACAAGAAUGUUAUAUAAAAAAUAAAAGACUGAACAUGGACAUUUAUGUAAUAUAUGGAUACCAAAAUAUCGACAAAAAUAAAGGAAAAAAACGACAUGAUAACAAUUGAAAGCACAAUUCAUAAUUGUUCCUGGCCUAUUGAAGCUUACAUAUAGCUUAUUGUGUUAUUAUAUAUGUCUGUAUAUCCUUGCUCUUUUCCUAUUUGGCUCUUAAUUUAUUUUUUAAAAGUGGACAAAAAAAUAUUUAAUACAUAUAAGCACAAUGUCAUUGUUAAAUAUCAUUGGUGUAGACAGUCUCAGGAUCAGACAACAAGCAUAGCUGCUUUUUUCUUGUUGCUGUUGUUUGUUUUUUAGUUUAUUUACGUCUGUCUGCUUGAACCAAUCAUUUCAUUCCCAAUAUAAGAACUAAAUGAUCGAUUUAUGAUGUAGUUUCAGUUUAUUUUCCAUUGUUAAUAUUGCUGUACAUUACUUUGCUAAUGUGAUUGUUGGUGGAAAAUAUUGUUAAAAUAUGGAAUUCCGUAUAUGAACAUUUGUAUAUUAGACAAAACACAAAGCCCACUUUCUAGACAUAGUUUAAGCUUUUGAAAUGAAUUACACUGUCGUUUGAGUGAUUCUCCCUCUGCUGAAGCUUGGACUUAAUCUGUGUCCAGAAAAUCAGCUCUGAGUAAAGUGUUCCAUACUUUUAUAAUUGCAUUUACAUACGUAACAGUUUUUCCCAGGCAUAAAGCAUGUAUAUAAUGUGAAUAAUGCAGUAUUUAGUAGUUUAUUUAACUGAAUUUUCAAAUCAUUAUUCCUCUAUUUGUCCUGUUUUUUGGUUACAAACAUUUCAUAAUUCAAUGUUUCAUAAUUAGACUUUAACAUGUCAGUAUUAUUAUUAUAUUAAUACAGUUAAAUAUUAUUAUUAUUAUUAUUAUUAUUAUUAAUAUUAUCAUCAUCAUUAUGCUAUUAUAAGCUUGUGAGUAAACAGGAAACGUUCUUUAGAAGGUCAGAACAUUCACCGUUAUUGCCUUUGUGUUUGCAACAAAACAUUUGACACACUGAAGCACUCGGUAUCAGGCAGUUUUUAAAAACCUGUUUCAAAUGUUCAUACUUUAUUUCACUGUUUAUAUAACAUCAGAUAGAGUUUAGACAUUUUGUAACAAAAUGUAUUUUAUUUGGUCUAGCGUUCUUUUUUUUCCUGACUGUAUAACAAUAUGUAAGGUUUGCUUUUACACGAUUACUUUUCCAAUUUUCCAAACUAUGCCGCUAUAUAAAGAAAAGGUAACUCAGAGUAAAAAUGUACGCAUAGCUGCCCUUUUUCAUGCAAACAUGAAUGUGUAGAUGUCUUGCCAAUUCAAUCAGAUCCAGAUAAAAAAAAGAAAAACAACGGGAAAGCAAAUAAUCCCCCCUCCAUUAUUAUUAUUAUUAUUAUUAUUAUUAUUAAUAUUACUGUAUUAUUAUUAUUAUUAUUAUUAUUAAUUAUUAUUAUUAUUGUUGUUAUUAGUUUAUUUUGUACUAGUUUGGCUUUUUGCUGCCAUCUAGUGAUGAAACAUUCCAUGGCACUGCAAAUCAACACCAACCCGAUGACAAAUCUCUCAAUAUUUCAAAUGAACACAGAUAACCAAUUGUAAUAUAUAUAUAUAUAUUUUUUAUCAUAAACAUAUCAGUAAUCAUCUUUUACCUCUGUAGCUCUACAUGACAUCACUCUGUGCUUAGGCAAGCUACAUGUUUUCUAACAGUUUAAAGGAGAACAUCUGGGAAGUGGUAAGCUACUCUUCACUGGCUGAAACCAAAAUUUCAGUGUUUAAGAAAGAAAAAUAAAGGGCAACACUAUCUAAUGUCUUCUGUAUAGUUUUCAGUCUCACUACUGCAUAAUACUUUACCACAGGACUCAUAUAAUGUGUAUAUAACAGAUGCCAGAUUACAAACCACGGUUACUCUGAAUAGUAUUUUCUACACAUUAAAAAAUUAGCAAGUAAGGAAUACCACACAGACCUUUUCCUCUGUCCAUGUUUGCUUUUUAAACAUUUAUGAAAUAAAAUACCUUUGCUUUC
Messenger RNA from Silurus meridionalis, 4203 nucleotides. RefSeq names its product cell adhesion molecule 2b (gene cadm2b). The record is from RefSeq and is a predicted model, not a curated record. The transcript is spliced from 11 exons. NCBI's taxonomy places the organism in Eukaryota, Metazoa, Chordata, Actinopteri, Siluriformes, Siluridae. Bases 302 to 1528 code for a protein of 408 amino acids.